Molecule: messenger RNA, 777 nt
Organism: Vicugna pacos (alpaca)
Lineage: Eukaryota; Metazoa; Chordata; Mammalia; Artiodactyla; Camelidae
Source: RefSeq, a predicted model, not a curated record
CUGAAGUCUGUGACCGUCGCAGCCAACUCCCGGCAGCAGCCCGGGACGCAGCGAGCCAUCGGCCCGCCACAAACCCCCCUCCCAGCUGGAGGGCGAGGCCAGCUGUGCCUGCCCCAGCGCCCUUUCUCGGCCACAGGCGUCUGUCCUCCGGCCCGGGGCUCCCGCGCCCGAUCGGGGUUCAUGGAGCUGGGGCUUUGGUUCCUUUUCGGGCUCACAGUGACCUCCGCCGCAGGAUCGGUGCCAAGCCCCCAGCCUGGGGACACUGGCAGGAGCGGCGAACCCCGGGCCCCCUCUGCAGCCAGAUCUGAGGGGGACACGGAGGAGACUGUGGCCACAGCGGCAGUGCGGGGUCCAAGCCCCGGAAGCCAUGGGCAGGAGCAAGGACCAGGUCAGUUUGGGGAGCAGGCAGCCAAAGGGGACCCCGUGCACCACCGAGCCCGGCGCUGUACAUGCCUUACCUACAAGGACAAGGAGUGUGUCUACUAUUGUCACCUGGACAUCAUCUGGAUCAACACUCCUGAACGGACUGUGCCCUAUGGACUGUCCAACUACAGAGGAGCUUCCGGGCCAGGCGGUCGGCGGGGCCGACGGCACCUUUCCGUCCUGCUGGCUGUGGUCCUGCGGGCAGGGGAGGAAGUGCGGGGGCUGCGCGGGGAGAUGUGGUCCCUCGGCUCCCGGAGGGUGAGGGGUGCGAUAUCCCGUUCCCUCGCUGCCUUCCAGAACAUCACCCACAACGUGGCCACGGCCGUGUCUGGUCUCCAGACGGAUCUCUUCUGA